Aethina tumida (small hive beetle) is the source of this 829-nucleotide messenger RNA. RefSeq names its product active regulator of SIRT1. The record is from RefSeq and is a predicted model, not a curated record. Gene Ontology annotation, cellular component: nucleolus. The coding region runs from base 120 to 557 and encodes 145 amino acids. The transcript is spliced from 4 exons. Lineage: Eukaryota; Metazoa; Arthropoda; Insecta; Coleoptera; Nitidulidae. Gene Ontology annotation, molecular function: enzyme binding.
CAUAACUUUUCUUGACUGUUGUGUCGUGGUGUAUAUAUUUUAAUGAAAAAAAUAUAUUUAUAUUUAAAAUUGAAAUUAAAAAACUAAAUAACAUUAAAUAUAAGUUUCAGUCACAUGAAAUGAGUGCUUCACUAGUACGACAAGCCUUAGAACUUGUGGAUCCUUCAUUGAACUCAAUAUCAGGCAAAAAGAAGAAAACCAAAAGAGGAAAAGAAGUAUUCCAAUUGAUUUCAGAUAAACAUAAAUUAGUUGUUAAAAAAAAGGGCCAAGGAAAAGGCGAAAAAAUUAAUCUAUUAUCUGCCCAAACAAAAUAUACAGUUGUUGAUGCUAAGAAAGAACAUAAGUCAAAGAAACAACUUUUAAAAGAAAAUCUUGCUAAACUUAAACAAAUACAACAAGCUACUAAAAUUAAUUUAGAUAAAAGCCUUACCAAGCAAAUUAUUGAAAGAGGUGUACUGAAAAGACCAGUGAAAGCAAAACCAAAACGUAAACCACAGAAGAAAACAGCAUUUACAGAGGAAGACUUUAAGAGGUUUGAAGAGGAAUAUUUUGAAUAGAUUCCAAUGCUGGUUCCUGAUAAAUUAUCUGGUCUCAUAAAAUUAAUUAUCUGUAUAGGAUGUUUGUUAUCUCUCUUUAUUAUUGUUAUAAUACUACCACUACUGCCAGUAAAUGGCAUUCUUAUUAAUUAUAUACCAGCCAAAAUAAUAUUGUUGGUAUGUGGAGUGUUCGGAUUAAUUUUUAUUGGAAGCUUAUCAAUGUUUACAUUGUUUAUAUUGUAUAAAUGAAUUUUAUAUUUGUAAAAAAUGUGGAAAUAUACAAAUAAAUAAUU